AGGAAUGGUAGUCCCCAUAGUUGUGCCCGAACAAGCGAGUUCGCCCCGAAGGUGAUCGCGUUGCCCCAAGUUUGUUCCUUUGGUUAUUUGACACCGGUCACCCCUGUGAAACUGGAUAGUGAAUAACAUCGUCUUUAUCUUCCCAUGAGGUGUUAAUUUUGUCAAGGUCAACCAAUGCCGCUGACUCUUCAAGAAUGACGUUUGUUGAUUCAUGGUUGCUCUCGUCUUCCACCUCCUCCAGUAGCAGCUCUUGUUCGGCGCAAAGAAGACGAGAAAAAGGACGCUUCCGAAGGUCUACUUCUUCUAGGAGGUCUUCAAGAGGAGCAUCGCGGCUCCAACCGCAUGCCGGGCGAGUCUUGAGGGCAGUUUUCGAAAACACGAACGCAAGUAGCAAAGAGAGACAGUCCCCUGUUUCACCUGAUACUAGUUGUGGCGACUCACUGCCAAAGAUGGCGGGAACCUACAACGGGAGACGAUUUUCUAGCAAACGGGUUCAAGAUGAACUUCAUUCAUCAACGCCGCCGAUGUUCCGCUUGCCUUCGCGAUUUGCCGCUCCGGUACGAGUGAUCUGCGGUUUGCUCUUGAUGUGUUGGGGUGUGGUGGCGAAAGACUUCUAUGCCACACUUGGUGCGAAGAAGACAGAUCCCCUCUCAAGAAUUAAGAAGCUGUACCGAAAGCUCGCAUUGAAGUGGCAUCCUGAUAAAGGGGACGCGAAUGAAAGCGAGACGAAAAAAGCAGAAAGGCUGAAAAAAUUCCAAGAAAUCAAUAACGCCUACGCAACUUUGUCGGAUCCGAAAAAGAGAAAAAACUACGAUGAGUUUGGGGAGGAUCCAACACGGCCAGGACAAGCUGCAGAGGGCCAAACCGGAGGUCAGCAGGGAUUCGGCGGUACCUACUCAUGACCACUCAACAUCUGACUGAAUUCUAGUGAAGUAAUUCAUUCAUUCACAUUCCCUUUCCGGCUCUACCAAUAUCAUGGACGACAGGUACUCUUCGUACUUGCAAGGUGCUGAAGAAAUUCCAAACUUACCACAAUUACAGAUAAUAUGGCCGACAUUUUCGCUCAGUUUUUUGGAGGUGGAAGACCUGGCGGCGGAGGUGCGAGUUUUCAGUUCAAUUCGGGUGGCGGGCAACAGCGUGGCAAGCAGCAGGCAAAACAAGAGUCGCCAUUGUACUUUAUCAUACAUCUUAGUUGUUACUGUUAUUCACCACGUCCUGAACCUGAUUUUCAUGUUUUUGCAGUGCGGUAGUCUAAGGGAGUCCGGCGUUAGACGAUGCAUAUCGGAAUCAAUAAUGAAAGGAAAUUCUUUUCUUGCUCCUCACAUGAUGCGACAAAAAAUUUAUAUAUUAGGUACGACGAUGACGAGCACGUUUCGGAGAUUCAGGGUUUCGAAGAUUAUCAGAAUAACGUGAACAGUGCACGCGAUCACUAUGCUGAGCAGUUCGUGAUAAAGUUUUACCAAGAUGGUCAUACACCAUCUAAACAGUUCUCGAAACCAUUUAGCAAGCUUGCGAAGGGGUACGAUGGGGCUGCAAACUUCUUUGCAGUCGGCUGUAAUAGACACAAGAAGGUAUGCGAUAAAGCGGGAGUCUCAAGCUAUCCGUCGAUAAAAUUCUACGGCGCAGGAGAAAAAACAGAAACCUUCUCUGGAGCAAAGACCUAUGACGGGCUCUGUACUACUCCUAUUCCUUGUUCUUCUUUGUACUUUGUGCAGUAAACACAGAUGCGACUGCUAGAAGGUCCGAAAAAAAGUUGGUUCUACUUUUGCAAACACAUCAACCAUUAUGUGUCAUGGAUCCUCUGUCAUGUACUACUGUAAGAGUCAAUAAUUUGAUGUUCCCAUUAUGUAACCCUCAAUUGUUCUCUUCAAAACACACAACAGUGAAGUGGGUGAAGAAGACGCUGCCUGACAAGACAGUGACGCUGAAAACAAAGCACGACAAAGACAAGUUUAUGUCUGUCGAUGGUGCCAAGGUUAUCCUCUUCGUCGAAAAGCCGAACACGCCACCAAGGCUCACUCUUUUAUCAGUGCAGUUUGGCAAAGUACAGAUAGGCGUGCUCUCGAAAAAGGACUCUCCGAAACUAUUCAAGGAGUUUUUGGUGCCAAGGAAGCAGAAACUACCGGUACAUCUUUCUUAUUCACGCUUGUUCAUAAUAUUUUUACUAGGCACUCUCUCGUCAGACCACAAUUAUAGAUAUGUAUUUAAGUAAGUAGAUGGAUCAUGAUUUUCUUGACGAAGACUUGUUCCACGACACUGUUCUUGUAAUUUUAUACCAGCUAGUACGACGCUCCAACUACUACCUUUGGCCCGAUCAAAUCGUAUUUGAAUCAUGAUUUUUCCAAAUCAGGCGUUCCUGAAUGUUCAUGACGGAACCUGGACGAAGAAGUCGAUUGACGAGAUUCCAGGCUUUUUUGGUGAGGUGCAGAAACAAUACCGUGAGGAGAUGUUGACACCGAAAUUUUUGGAGCUCACUUUCGACGAGUACAAUCCCCCAUCGAACAAGUGUGGCCCAACUGACAGCAACUACUGCAUUCUCGUCUAUACAGAGCACACAGAGCUGUUGAAAAGCAUAUUCCUAGACGUCGCAAAGACGCUGAUGAAAGACCCGGUGCGGGUAGUCAGCGUGAAUCCAAAGACGAACAUCGAAAUGAAGACGAAACUGACGCCAAUUGUGUCAAAGUUGCCAGCGGAGGAAGUUGUUGUGCUGUUGUGGCGACCGAAGAGACAGAGGUGGAAGCAGUUCGAUCAAAACUUCGUCGAACUGUACCAAAAGGACAAGGCCAAAGAGGGAAUCGUCACCUGGGUGCGGGAGGCGAUGGAUUCGGGAGUCGCAUUACAGAAUCGUCACGACGAACUCUAACACAUAGCACCUCAUCCCCGUUAGUGUUUCCAACGAAACAAUAGAACUUCCGAUGUUGGAUUUAUGUAUGAAUGUACAUAUCUGCAGAAAAUAUCAUGGAAUUGUCAUUGGAAUUGUCCUCACAAAAUAUGGAUGUUACCCGUACAAUAUCAAUAUCAAGUGUAGCUGUUACCAUUUAAAGAGGCGCCGGCCCGGUCGAAAAGUUGUAGAUAUUCAUCUAUUUUUUUUCAUCGUUUACCUUUACAACAUGUACUUACAUAGCUAGGCACCCCAGCAGAAUCCUCCUAGUCAACUGUAAUCAGCAAGCCCGGCUUGCAGAAGGACCCCUCUCUGCAAUUGCCGGAACCCAACCCCAAUGAGCCUUGCUUGUUCUCAGAGACGUUUUCAAAUCUUGCGAUUACAUUUCUCCCUCAUCGAUUAAAGAUUGCGCAGCUCCCUGCCCCCAUAUGCGGCACGCUGAGCAAUGUUACCAUUCCCUGGGGCUGCUCUCAAUUUUUCGAAACACAAAUUGAAUGCUAUUGAAGUCACGAAGUGUUCCGUUCAUUGAUUUCAAAACUGUAAGUAAAUGUUGUUACUGCAUUUUACUUGAUCGGUAUCUACAUCGUCCAAUACAGAGAGGCACGAUAGCAGCAUAAUUUAUAAUAUGAUAACCAACACGAAUCACAACUUUGAGUCAUGGUCAAUAUACUUUUGGUCUUCUUCGUUUGAGAAAAGGUAUGCCUUGCCCCAGUUCGUUCCCAUGCAAUGAUCAUCAGUGACAAUGGACUUACACAGAGGAAAUGCCGCUGCCGGAUCUUGAAUGACGUCGACGGUCAGAGCUACUACUACUGAGAAAUAUUAGUUCG
This is a messenger RNA of Amoebophrya sp. A25, 3708 nucleotides long. NCBI's taxonomy places the organism in Eukaryota, Dinophyceae, Syndiniales, Amoebophryaceae. The record is from the annotation of a GenBank genome assembly.